UGUGACGACUGAAGGAGGGGGCAACACUUCUGAUCGGAGGAGCAGCGGCGCAGGACAGUUCAGAAGAGCAGAGAGGAGAGGAGCAGUGCGGGAGAGACGGUGCCCAUCCGUCAACUAUAGCUGGAGGAACCCACACUAACAAACCCUUAUGGCUGCUUGAGAAAUAACGAUACACCCCCCCUCCCCCUUUUUCUCUCUUUCUCUGGGACUUUUGGCUUUUAGUAUUGUCCUGACCAAGAAGUUGUUGCAAGUCUAAUUAGUUGCUCCAAGUUGAAAAGUGAAUCCACUUGCCGUGGACGUCUUCUGGCGGUCAUGGAUACCCAUAUAAGAUGGAAAGUUAAACGGAGGAUAAGGGACGCCCAAAUCACUUUAGCGGUGAUUCUGCUUUUUGUCACAUCGCAUGCAAGUUCAGCGGAACCAGCAGACCUCUUGAAGAUUUUAGAUUUUCACAGUUUACCUGAGGGUGUUACAAAAACAACGGGUUUCUGCUCACAUCGGAGGUCAACACAAGGACCCGACGUGGCUUACAGAGUAUCCAAAGACGCCCAGCUCAGCGCCCCCACCAAACAGCUGUAUCCAGGUGAUGUGUUCCCGGAGGACUUUUCCAUCUUGGCCACGGUGAAGCCCAAGAAGGGCAGCCAGUCCUUCCUGUUGUCUGUGUACAAUGAGCAGGGCAUCCAGCAGCUGGGACUGGAAGUGGGACGCUCUCCCGUGUUCCUGUACGAGGACCACACAGGCAGACCCAGUCCAGAGGACUACCCCCUCUUCAGAGGAGUCAAUCUAGCUGAUGGAAAGUGGCAUCGAGUGGCCAUCAGUGUGCACAAGCAGACCAUCACCCUCAUUCUGGACUGUAAAAAGAAGACCGCCCAGAAGCUGCUCCGAAGCCCCAGCCCCAUCGUCGAUACCAAAGGAAUUAUAGUGUUUGGAACUAGAAUACUUGAUGAAGAAGUCUUUGAGGGAGACAUCCAGCAGCUAAUGAUUGUAGCAGACCAUCGUGCUGCCUAUGACUACUGUGAGCACUACAGCCCUGAUUGCGAAGUGCCAGUGCCCGAUCAGCCUCAGAACCAGGACCCCAACACAGACGAAUACAACACAGAGGAGGACAGCUACUAUUAUGAAUACCCUUACUAUGAGGACGUGGAUGGCAAGCCUUAUGAAUCAACCUCUGAUUCUGAGACAACCACAAAAGAAGUCAAGGUGCCAGGUGGAGACAGUGUGGUGACCACAGUGGAGGAGGUCUUGAGGGGCGGUUCUGAUGGCACCGGCAGCAAAGUCUUGACCUCCAUCUCCACAGGCUCCUCAUCCCCAGGCUCCUCAUCCUCUGGCUCCUCAUCCUCUGGCUCCUCAUCCUCAGGCUCUUCAUCCUCAGGCUCCUCAUCCUCUGGCUCCUCAUCCUCUGGCUCCUCAUCCUCUGGCUCCUCAUCCAGCAGCUCUUCGCCGAGCUCUUCAGGCACCGCCACCGGCGGAGGAGACGCCUACGGAGAAGAGGCCAGCCCUUACGACACCUACGACGCCUACGGUACCUACGAGACGUACUACGAUGAGACCACGGCGGCACCCGAUGGUGACACCUCUCGACGUGUCACCAUCACCAGCGUUGGCACCGGGGGUGAACUGGAUUUGGGAGCAGGGGGCAAGAUUGACUUGGGCGCAGGGACCGGAAUCGAAAGGAGCGUCAUCACCAGGGGAACAGGAGGUUCAAAGAUCAUCAUCAAUGACACAUCAGUGGGAGGUUCCUACGAUGACUACGGCGAUGAAUAUGAUUAUUACACCACCGGUGUUGGUGGCGGCAGCAGCAGUAGCAGUACAGGUCACAUUGGCGGUGGAGAAAGCAGCUCUGUGCACAUCAGUGGUGGAGGUGGUGGAGGCGGCGGAGGCGGCGCAGCUGGCGGAGGCGGCGUUGGCGGCAGUGACAGGACAGUUCACAUCAGCGGCGGCGAAGGAGGCGGCGGCAGCAGCAGCAGCAGUUCUACCAUCACUGUCGGAGGAGGUUCUGUCUCUGUGGGAGGAUCCUCCUCUGCUGGAGGUGGAUCAGCCAGUGCUGGCACCGGAGCCGGGGGGUCCAUCGACACGGGAGCCGGCCUUGGCGUGGGGGGCGAGAGCGACUACACCGAUCUGGAUCGGUUCAAGGAGGAGCACCUCACAGACUAUACUGAUUUAGAUAAUUACGACAACUUUGAUGACCUGAAUUACGAAGAAGAGCGGAAACUGCUGCCUGCGGAGACGGAUUCCUAUUAUGGAGAGGUCAACAGAGCUCAUGGCGAGAAGGGACAGAAGGGAGAGCCUGCUGUUAUUGAGCCUGGAAUGUUGGUGGAGGGUCCGCCUGGGCCUGAAGGCCCAACAGGUCUCCCCGGACCCCCAGGUUCUUCUGGCCCACCAGGCAGUCCUGGAGAUCCUGGAGAGAGGGGUCCUCCAGGUCGCGCUGGUCUCCCUGGUGCUGAUGGUCUGCCAGGACCCCCUGGCACUGUCCUGAUGCUGCCUUUCAGAUUCAGCGCCGGAGGUGACUCCGGACAGAAGGGACCUGCUGUAUCAGCACAGGAGGCCCAGAUGCAAUCAAUCAUGCAGCAGGCCAGGCUCGCUAUGCGCGGCCCUACAGGUCCAAUGGGUCUGACUGGCAGACCCGGCCCUCUGGGUCCUCCUGGUGUAUCGGGACUGAAGGGAGAGUCUGGAGAGGCAGGACCUCAGGGACCACGUGGACCUUUGGGAUCCCCUGGACCUGCUGGAAAGCCCGGCAGAAGGGGCCGUUCUGGAGCCGAUGGUGCCAGGGGCAUGCCGGGACAAUCUGGACCCAAGGGAGACAGAGGGUUCGAUGGUCUGGCUGGACUUCCUGGUGAAAAAGGACACAGAGGUGAACCUGGCCCGUCUGGACCUCCUGGUGCUCAUGGAGAGGAUGGAGAGAGGGGAGAUGAUGGAGAGAUCGGACCCAGGGGACUUCCUGGUGAACCAGGGCCACGAGGUUUGCUCGGACCAAAGGGACCUCAGGGACCUCCCGGACCCCCUGGCGUGACUGGAAUGGAUGGCCACCCUGGACCCAAAGGAAACAUUGGACCUCAAGGAGAGCCAGGACCUCCUGGACAGCAAGGCAACCCAGGUGCCCAGGGACUUCCAGGGCCCCAGGGAGCCAUCGGACCUCCAGGAGAGAAGGGACCUACUGGAAAGCCAGGCUUGCCAGGAAUGCCAGGAGCAGAUGGUCCACCGGGUCACCCUGGAAAGGAGGGGCCUCCGGGAGAGAAAGGACACAUGGGCCCCGCUGGCCCUCAAGGACCCAUCGGUUAUCCUGGGCCCCGAGGCGUGAAGGGAGCCGACGGUGUGCGCGGUCUGAAAGGAAACAAGGGUGAAAAGGGUGAAGAUGGCUUCCCCGGCUUCAAGGGAGAUAUGGGUAUCAAGGGCGACAGGGGAGAGCUCGGACCUGCAGGACCCAGAGGAGAAGACGGUCCAGAGGGGCCAAAGGGUCGCUCAGGCCUCCCAGGAGAUGCUGGUCCUCUUGGCCCAAGUGGUGAGAAGGGUAAACUCGGAGUUCCCGGACUGCCAGGAUACCCAGGAAGACAAGGACCAAAGGGAUCUCAGGGUUUCCAAGGUUUCCCUGGCGCCAAUGGAGAGAAAGGAACUCGGGGAACAGCAGGAAAGCCUGGCCCACGCGGACAGAGAGGACCAACGGGGCCUCGAGGAGAGCGAGGGCCAAGAGGACCAACCGGAAAAGCUGGACCAAAGGGUAACUCAGGAAAUGACGGCCCACCAGGACCUCCCGGUGAGAGGGGUCUGCCAGGCCCUCAGGGACCAACAGGUUUCCCAGGACCAAAGGGGCCUCCUGGACCCGCAGGGAAAGACGGACUGCCUGGACAUCCUGGACAGAGAGGAGAGACUGGAUUCCAAGGCAAGACAGGCCCCCCUGGUCCCCCAGGUGUGGUUGGACCUCAGGGACCAACAGGUGAGACCGGACCAAUGGGAGAUCGGGGUCACCCUGGACCCCCAGGCCCACCUGGUGAGCAGGGUCUACCUGGAGCUGCAGGCAAAGAAGGAGCCAAGGGUGACCCCGGCCCUGCUGGCCCAGCAGGUAAGGAUGGCCCUCCUGGGCCUAGAGGUUUCCCUGGAGAGAGAGGUCUUCCUGGCCCUGUGGGGGCUCACGGCCUGAAAGGGAAUGAAGGUCCUCACGGUCCUCCUGGCCCUGCUGGUUCUCCCGGCGAGCGUGGUCCUGCUGGCCCAGCCGGACCUACAGGUCUUCCUGGACGUCCUGGCCCCCAGGGACCUCCAGGCCCUGCUGGAGAGAAAGGCGGACCGGGAGAGAAAGGACCUCAAGGCCCAGCUGGAAGAGAUGGUAUUCAGGGACCUGUGGGUCUGCCAGGACCCGGAGGACCUCCUGGACCACCUGGAGAGGAUGGAGACAAGGGAGAGCUGGGAGAGCCAGGCCAGAAAGGAAGCAAGGGUGACAAAGGAGAACAUGGUCCACCCGGUCCUACUGGCCCUCAAGGACCCGUUGGAGCACCUGGUCCUGCUGGUGCAGAUGGUGAGCCCGGUCCCAGAGGUCAGCAGGGUCUGUUCGGCCAGAAGGGAGAUGAAGGAUCAAGAGGAUUCCCUGGACCUCCAGGCCCAGUUGGGCUGCAGGGCUUGCCUGGUCCACCUGGUGAGAAAGGUGAAACCGGAGACGUUGGUCAAAUGGGUCCACCUGGUCCCCCUGGUCCUAGAGGCCCCUCAGGACCCCCAGGAGCCGAUGGCCCUCAGGGACCUCCCGGUGGUAUUGGAAACCCUGGCGCUGUUGGAGAAAAGGGAGAUGCUGGUGAAACAGGAGAACCAGGUCUUCAGGGAGAACUUGGCCCACCAGGUCCAAGAGGAGAGCGAGGAGAAAAGGGAGAGGGUGGUCCAGCUGGUGCAGCCGGGCCUCCCGGUCCUAAGGGUCCCCCUGGAGAUGAUGGUCCUAAAGGCAGCCCAGGUCCAAGUGGUUUCCCUGGUGACCCUGGCCCCCCUGGCGAGCCUGGUCCUGCUGGGUUAGACGGUCCAACUGGUGACAAGGGAGAUGAUGGAGAAGCCGGUCAGGCUGGUUCACCUGGACCCACCGGAGAGUCUGGUCCCUCUGGACCACCAGGAAAGAGAGGCCCCCCUGGAGCUGCAGGACCUGAGGGAAGACAAGGAGAGAAGGGAGCCAAGGGAGAGCCUGGCUUGGAAGGUCCCCAAGGAAAGACAGGUCCUGUUGGUCCUCAAGGAUCACCUGGCAAGCCCGGUUCUGAGGGCCUCAGGGGUAUCCCUGGCCCAGUUGGAGAGCAAGGUUUACCUGGUCCUCCAGGCCCAGAUGGACCUCCCGGACCUAUGGGCCCUCCUGGUUUACCUGGUUUGAAAGGAGACUCAGGUGUCAAAGGAGAAAAGGGCCAUCCAGGUCUCAUCGGUCUUAUCGGACCCCCAGGUGAACAGGGAGAAAAGGGUGACAGAGGUCUCCCUGGUCCCUCAGGAGCUGCUGGUCCCAAAGGAGACAACGGUAUCACUGGUCCCUCAGGUCCACUCGGUCCCCUGGGUCCUCCUGGAUUACCUGGUCCUCCUGGUCCCAAAGGAGCUAAAGGUUCAUCGGGUCAAACUGGACCAAAGGGAGAGAGUGGUGUACCUGGACCUCCUGGCCCUCCUGGCCCUCCUGGCGACGUUAUCCACCCACUCCCCAUCCAGGCUCCCAUUAAGGGCAGAGCGCGUAGGAACAUCGACGCCAGCCAGAUGGUGGAUGAUGCACCCAUGGAUGCCAACUACAAGGACUACGACGACGGCAUGGAGGAAAUCUUUGGCUCGCUCAACUCCCUGAAACUGGAGAUCGAGCAGAUGAAGCACCCGCUGGGCACACAGAACAACCCCGCUCGUACCUGCAAGGACCUGCAGCUCUGCCACCCUGAUUUCCCCGACGGUGAGUACUGGGUUGAUCCAAACCAGGGCUGCUCUCGGGACGCCUUCAAGGUGUACUGCAACUUCACAGCAGGUGGGGAGAGCUGCAUCUUCCCAGAUAAGAAGUCUGAAGGGAGCAAAAUGGCAAAAUGGCCCAAAGACUCGCCAGGCACAUGGUAUAGUCACUACAAGAGAGGUUCCCUGCUCUCCUACGUGGACGCGGAGGGCAACCCGAUCGGCGUGGUCCAGAUGACUUUCCUGCGGUUGCUGAGCGCGGCGGCCAGACAGAACAUGACAUACAACUGCUACCAGUCGGCGGCCUGGCACGACCUGGACCAGGACAACUACGACAAGGCCAUCCGCUUCCUGGGCUCCAACGAUGAGGAGAUGUCGUACGAUAACAAUCCCUACAUCCGCGCCCUGGUCGAUGGCUGUGCGUUGAAAAAGGGCUAUGAAAAGACAGUACUUGAGAUCAACACACCAAAGGUGGAACAGGUGCCGUUUGUGGACAUCAUGUUCAACGAUUUUGGCGGUUCCACGCAGAAGUUCGGAUUCGAAGUGGGUCCUGUCUGUUUCAUCGGCUAAGACUGUUUACUGAACAAAUGGAGAAAAAAAAAGCAUAUUUUUGUUUUCUCAGAAAAAACAACAUUUGAAAAAGAAUAGGACAAUUGUAUUUGUAAAAAAAAAAAAAAAAAGCUACUUUUUUUUUCCAUAAAGCAACAAGUAUGAGUAAAAUAAAAUCAAGUUGAGAAUACAGUGAAAUUCUUUUAGGAAUAGAGGAAAAAACGAAAUAACCUUGAAACCUCAGUGUGCCUUCUCCAUCACAUGCAAGUUUUGAAACUGGAUGUCAGAUCCUGCCUCCUACACAACUCCACACACAGACACAAACAAAAGACACACACACACACACACACACACACACACACACACACACACCUAGCCCCACGCCAUCAAACUUGAUUUUUGUUUGGUCCCAAGCAACGAAGGCGACCCUGAGAGCUGCAGCCGUUCCAGACGGUCGCAGUAUUUGCCAUGGACUCCAUCUGAUUUGGCUCCUUUCUCUUCUUUUAGUUCUGAUCUCAUGUUUUCCCUCAUCUCCCUGGCUUUUUUUCCACUUGUCUUUUUGUUGGUUUGUUUUGCUCAUUCACUACAGGAGCUUUUGUUUGUGCAUAAUUGUCUCCCCAUUCUCUUGGAAUGGAUCUUAUAUAAUAUAAAUAUAUAUAAAUAAUUUUUAUGUUUGUAAGUACAUUCUGUAUAUUUUUCCUGGUAAUGUUUAUUGCUUCUGGCUUCAAAACGUGCAUGUGACUUUAUGAAUUGUGAGGUAGGAGAUGGUGGAUACAGGGAUAACAUCGAAAAAUUGUAGAAAAAUAUCCAAAGUGAGGAAAUUCGACUUGUAAAUUAAAAAAAAAGAAGGAAAACAGAAACUAAAUUGGGGAAGUCCUGUCUUGUUGCAGUUGUGGAGCACAUCUUGUUGUAAUUUAAGAACAGAAUGGAAAUAAAAGACGAAAACAAGCUCUGUGAUAUUAUGUGACAGUUGAUUUGCAUAACAAAGAAAAAUAAUAAUAAUACAUUCCUCCUUUUGUGCCCUCUGAGCAGAACACCUACCUUGGUGGCGAUAUCAUUAACUUAAUAAACUGCUUCUAUUUUAUUUUUUUCCUGAAAUACUCAUCUAUCUGACUAUGCAAUGGGAGAUGAUAUCACAUUUAAAUGAAAAACACAAAGAAAUCAAAACCUAGGUGCUAUUUUCUCUCUUCUGUGGUGCUAUGUAUUUUUCUAGUUUGUGUUGUUUGAAUGAAAGGAAAUUUGUGCUGAUAAUAUUCCAUCACCAGCAGCCCCUUGACUCUCUUAUCCACCACAUCUGGCGCAGGUGGAUCUUUUGCUGCAUCCAUUUUCUUAUUUUUUUUUUAUUUUAUUUUGUUUUUGUUUUUUGUUUUUUUCAUAAAUGUCCAGUGGUGGCGUUUGCAUGCCGCUUCCCUACAUAUCCACUCACAUGAUCAGUGCAGCAUGGCGGCGUAUGUUAUCUCCUGCUUCCGGCGGACCGCACAGAUAAGAAAAGUGUCUGACACUUGUACCAAAUGUUGGAAAUACCGAAAAAAGGAAACUAGGAUGGCGCUGUUGGCUUUGCAUUAUCAUUUGCUCUAAGACGCUGCAUUUUAUUCCCCCACCCCCCCCCCCAGCCCAGCCCCCACCCCCCCACAGCUCUUGCUGUUGGAUCAUCUGUGCCACAUCAAACUGAUGGAGUUGACAAAUGGGAAAAGUUGUGAUUGGGCCAAAGCGUCUAAAGGGAUAUGGUGCGAUGUAUGAAAUCCUAAACCCUUCCAAAGGUUAUCACGUAUAUAUUUAGCUUUAAGUGGCUUGGAAUAUAUAAAUUUUUUUUUUCUUCAAUAUGGGAAACAACUUGAAAAGUGCUGUUUUCUGGAUUUAACCACGGUAGAAACAGGUCAUCAAAUUAGCCACGUGAAAGAGUUUCCUCAUGCAGUGUCAGAAAGUGAUGGCUGGUCUGCUAUUUUUGCCCUUAUUGUAAUUAUGCUCUUUGUUCAAACUAUGCACUCUCUAUGCUUAUGACCACUAGUAUCUACCACAGAAUUUUAACAGCCCUUCAUACAUAGGUUCAUUUUGUUUCCUUUUUUUUUUUUUUUUUUUUAAUCUUCAAAUAUGUGACUUGAACCAUUUCUGUUAAGAUAACUCGAUAUGCUUGUAGAUCUUUAGCUUCAUUCUUCAUUGUGAUGCAGUACACCCAAAUUUAACACUUCUGCUCUCAAUAAUAACAAAAAGGACAAACAAAUUUUUUGUAAAUUUCCAGAACCAGCAGUAAUGCUGCCAUUGUUUUUGUUUUGUUUUUGUUUUAUUUUGUAGAUUUUCUGUUCGUUUGUCUGUUUGUUUGUUUUCACAGUCUUGUCAAACCUGUGUAAGGAAAAGAGGAUAGAAGAUAUAUUGGUUUUUAUGUCAAUAAAUUCAAGUUUACUGUGGCCAUCCACUCUUGUAUGUCUUUUGAAGCAUUAAAACCUAUCUGUAUGCAUGAAAUUGUAAAGUUUUUUCUCUUGUUAUAAUUCUGUAGAGUGACAUGAUCUCCAGUCCACGUUUUAUUCAUCAGGAUACAUCCGUUUUUUUUCCAAUGCUACAGAUGAAUAAAAAAAGAAAAAAGGUCAUGUCCACGAUUGUUAAGUGGAGAGAAAAUGAUGAACUUGUAACUCUACCAAAGCCAAAUGUUCGUUUGUAGUAUAUUUAUUGUAUUAUUUAAAAUAAAAAAAUAAAUGUUAAAUGACACCAUA
Messenger RNA from Seriola aureovittata, 9128 nucleotides. It is a transcript of the gene col5a1, whose product is annotated as procollagen, type V, alpha 1. The transcript is spliced from 66 exons. The record is from RefSeq and is a predicted model, not a curated record. Lineage: Eukaryota; Metazoa; Chordata; Actinopteri; Carangiformes; Carangidae. Bases 313 to 6441 code for a protein of 2042 amino acids. Gene Ontology annotation, molecular function: extracellular matrix structural constituent.